UGUUUGCAAAGUCCUUCUUCUCCUUGUCUUCAUCCACUCGCUCUUGACGACCGCGCCUUCUUCAAUCGCGCCACUGGGACUAUUCCAUUUAAUACUGCCUGCUUUUCUAGUUAAUUCUUCCUCUCGCUCCAGCUCCCGCACCCACUCUUCCUCAGCGCCCACCAAACUGAAACGGUGCGAGCAGUCUUAACAUCCCAGUUACCGUCCUGCUUCAAUUACACAACAAAAAAAUGCCUUCCAUGCUCAAGCUCGCUGCUCCGGCCCUCGUCGCCGCCAGCACUGCCUACGCCGCCUGCAGCGUUUCCGCAACCACCACCAUCCAGAAUGCCGGCGAUGCCACUGCCCUGGCUAGCUGCUCGACCUUCUCGGGUAACAUUGCCAUUGCUACCGGCACCACCGAGGACAUUGCCAUCAAUGGCGUCAAGAAGAUCACCGGUAACCUGGUCGCCCAUGACAACUCCGACAUGAAGCAGAUUAGCGCCAGCGACCUCGAGACUCUCGACGGAGCCAUGGACCUCAAGGGCCUCACCUCCCUCUACGCCUUGAACUUCCCCAAGCUCAAGACCAUUGACUCGAUCAAGUGGCAGGCGCUCCCCAACCUCCAGGAGAUCGGCUUCACCUCUGAGGUCACCAAGGCCGACAAGAUCGACAUCCAGAACACUGCUCUCCGCUCGCUCAAGGGUAUCAACAUUGAGGAGGCUGACGAGAUCUUCAUUGCCAACAACGGCUACAUUGACUCCAUCUCCAUGCAGCUUGGUAACGUCUCCACCUCGCUGACCCUUGCCGAUAACAACGAGGCCGUCAAGGUCGAGCUUCCCAACCUCAUCUGGGCUAGCAACCUGACCUUCCGUUUCUGCGGUUCCGUCUCCGUCCCCUCCCUCGAAACCCUCAACGGAUCUCUUGGUCUCUACAACAACGGUUUCGAGACCUUCUCUGCCCCCAACCUGACCAGCGUUGGUGAGGCCGUUGCUGUUGUUGCCAACGAGCAACUCAACAACAUCUCUUUCCCUCUCCUUACCAAGAUCAGUGGUAACAUCCAGAUUGCCAACAACUCCAAGCUCGUUGAGGUUGACGGCCUUCCUCAACUCAAGAGCAUCGGCGGUGCUUUUGACAUGAGCGGUAACUUCAGCAAGGUCUCCACUCCCAAGCUCGACAGCGUCAAGGGUGCCUUCAACCUCCAGUCGUCUGCUCAGCUCAACGAUACCUGCGACUUCUACAAGGACCUCCACUCCAAGAAGCUCAUCCAGAGCAAGGACUACACCUGCGAGGGAACUCUUAUCGACCCCGGCCAGCAAGGACACGACCCCACCAAGCAGAGCGGAAACAACGGCCAACAGGGCGCUGCCACCUCACUCAGCCCUGUCAACGGUGCUCUUGGUCUCGCUGCCAUGGUCGCUGUUCUCUUCUUUUAAGCAGGUUGAUGACGCUGGCGUUCACCGUAUCGCAUAGACUACACCCCCAAGGAUUUGACUCUUUUUUGAUAGCGUACAGCAUCGAGCAGAAACGGGCGUAAAGCCCCGGUUCAGCUUCUGAGGACUGGAGGAGGGCUUGUGGGGAUGGUUCAUGGAUCAGCAUGUAACAAUUGUAUGUAUUGUUUGGCUAAAAGGGUCGAGGUAGACAUUUAAUCCGCAGUAUAUCUAAGUCUGCCGAGCGACGUGGGGCGUAGUAGUGCCGCGAGGAAGGUUUGGUUUGGGAUAGUUCAUGCAAUCAUUCUCUUCAUUUAUUUUUGUUCAUAAGUUACCCCGUGGAGUUGAGCGUGCAAAUGGCUAAAAGUUGAAUUCAAGCCUUUUCUGUCCAAGACGAGCCAUGCAUAUUUCUGUGUGCA
This is a messenger RNA of Bipolaris sorokiniana ND90Pr, 1825 nucleotides long. RefSeq lists its product as uncharacterized. Gene Ontology annotation, cellular component: fungal-type cell wall; plasma membrane. The transcript is spliced from 4 exons. The coding region runs from base 231 to 1412 and encodes 393 amino acids. Gene Ontology annotation, biological process: fungal-type cell wall organization. NCBI's taxonomy places the organism in Eukaryota, Fungi, Ascomycota, Dothideomycetes, Pleosporales, Pleosporaceae. The record is from RefSeq and is a predicted model, not a curated record.